Messenger RNA from Triticum urartu, 1235 nucleotides. The record is from RefSeq and is a predicted model, not a curated record. NCBI's taxonomy places the organism in Eukaryota, Viridiplantae, Streptophyta, Magnoliopsida, Poales, Poaceae.
UAUCUCUACCCGUCUCCGAUAGAACAACAAAAUCUAACCUCUGCUCUAAAGCUGCCUCAGCUAAGAAUCUUCUUUUAGCCAAGUCCUUCAGACAUGGUGAACAUAUACGCAACCUGUUGACCAUGAAGGUUGCCUAUAUGCUCACCCGGAGGCCAGCCAGCGUCGUUCCAUAGUUUUUAUAUAGCAGAAGGCAUACAGUGGCAACCUUUGACAUUUCAUCUCAGAACAUAGAAGCUACACUUGCCCUUUCAUCUCUGAACAUAGAAGCUUCACCUGGACUCCCAUCCCACGGCACUACGCAGCUGUCUCCCCGAAGUUAGGGAUGGAGGGGCAUCACCUAUUCCGCGAGACCGCGACCAGGCACCGGGGGAGGCCGCCCCUACUCGCCCCUCCGCCUCGCAGGCGAUGGGGGAGGAGGCCGCUGCUAAAGUUGGUGAGCCGCCGCAGCCCUGUUUGUUUCUAUAUCUCUCUCGAUCCAGGAUUCCUGGUUGGUGAGCUGCACCCCUGUUCGUUUUUCUCUUUCUAUUCCUGCUUACGAAUUUGUGUUUCUCUGUUGCCACCCCCGACGUCUGCUUCUGAGUUUGAGGCCACUAAUUACUCUGCAGUCCUGCAAAAACAAGUGACUGGUUGGGAGGUGAAAAAUGAGGGUGACAUUCUGAAGUUGCACAGGGCAUGGAAGGUCACCACCCAGAUCUUCACCUUGUUGGUUGGAAUAAUGUGAAAAUUGAUGCGUGGACUCACUGAGUCAGUAAGCUUAAGUGUUCCACUGUUCCAUAUGGUUAUUUUGACUUAAGAUUUCACUCUAGGAUGAUUUCAAGUGUUACCUCUGUUAAUUUCCGAGAAAAAUGGAGCAGCAUUAAUAUAGUAUAUUAUUAAAUCCCUUGGGACCUGGAAAACGAAAUUUUGUAUUGUGUUCUAUUCCGAACGGUAGUGGUUCACUAGUUAUUCAUUUGCUGUUUAGGAACCCUGACGGGCUGACAAUGAUAUGAUGUAGACUAAUUAGAAGUCGUUCGAUCGAGCAAAAUUGGCAGGUACUUGGGUGCUUGAUGCCUACUGGUAGUUGGCCAUUGUCGUGAUUGAAACUUAUUUUUCGUAUAGAGGAAUCCAAUCAACUUAAAUGAAGAGGAAAACGAGCGGCCAUACAAAACUGAGUGAAAAUACCAAUUAUAACAGUUCAUUCAUCGUCAACUGGUGCUUCAAACAUAGGUAAAAUAGAGGACUGAUCGGCACGUUUG